Molecule: messenger RNA, 1139 nt
Organism: Oreochromis aureus
Lineage: Eukaryota; Metazoa; Chordata; Actinopteri; Cichliformes; Cichlidae
Product: nuclear factor 7, brain-like
Exons: 1
Molecular function (GO): protein binding; zinc ion binding
Source: RefSeq, a predicted model, not a curated record
ACAGUAACGGCCCCCAGUUGUUCUGUGUGGACGAGCAGAGAGUUGUUUGUACUGUCUGUGACUUUCCUCACCAUCAGAGUCACAAAGUGAUUCCUGUAGAAGAAGCAGUCAGUGUCUUAAAGAAACAUCUCAAAUCUGACUUAAAGUCUCUGCAGGACAAGAGGAACAAAUACAAACAAGUGGUGAAAACAUACAAUGAAGUGCUUCAACACUCCAAGAAGCAGCUGUUGUCCACAGAGAGGCAGAUCAGAGCAGAGUUCAACAAGCUCCAGCAGUUCCUGAAAGAGGAAGAGGAGUCCAGACUGGCAGCUCUGAGGGAGGAAGAGGAGCAGAAGGGGAGGACUAUCAGCAGAGAGAUGAAGAUGAUUGAGGAGCAGAUCUCCUCUCUGUCAGACAGCAUCUCUGCUGUUGAAGAAGAGCUGCAGAAACACAGCGUGCCAUUCCUCCGCAGUUAUAAAAACACUCAGAGCAGAGCCAGAGCCCAGAGCUCACUGUCAGAUCCACAGCUGGUCUCAGGAGCACUGAUAGAUGUGGCCAAACACCUGGGCAACCUGUCCUUCAGAGUGUGGGAGAAGAUGAAGGAGAAGGUCCACUUCAGUCCUGUCAUUCUGGACCCAAACACUGCACACUGCUGUCUCUAUCUGUCUGAUGAUCUGACCAGUGUGAGACAUGGAGGACAGACAUGGCAGCAGCUUCCUGAUAAUCCAGAGAGAAACACAAUGUAUGCUGAUGUUUUUGGCUCUGAGGGCUUCAGCUCAGAGAAACACAGCUGGGAGGUGGAGGUGGGAGACCAUUUCAGCUGGAAUAUAGGUUUAAUUAAAGCAUCAGUUGACAGGAAAGGAGAAUAUCCUGUUUCACCAAAAAAUGGAAUCUGGUGUUUAGUGCAUCGCAGUGGAAAAUAUAAUAAUGGUGAUGGUCAGACUGUGAGAGUGAAGAAGAGUCUGCAGAGGAUCAGAGUCCAGCUGGACUAUGACAGGGGGGAGGUGUCCUUCUAUGACCCUGAAGACAUGACUCACAUCUACACUCACAGAGACACUUUCACUGAGACACUCUUGCCAUACUUUUGUAUUUUUAAUGUUGAUGAUGCGAAGUCUUCAGAUAUCAAAAUCUGUGAAACUAAGACUAAUUGUAAAGAUUAA